Molecule: messenger RNA, 1032 nt
Organism: Trypanosoma theileri
Lineage: Eukaryota; Euglenozoa; Kinetoplastea; Trypanosomatida; Trypanosomatidae
Exons: 1
Coding region: 1-1032 (343 amino acids)
Source: RefSeq, a predicted model, not a curated record
AUGAUGCGCUACGUGCUGUGUAUCCUCGCUCUCCUGCUCUCCUGUGCGUGUGUGCACGUCCUCGCUGAAGAAGUGCCUGCCGCCGAUCUUUCCGACCAAGUCCCUGACACGGAGAGUGAGACAAAGAUUCUUCUUCAAGGUACUCCUGUUCCGUGCCCUGCUGAUGGUGAUGCUGAGAAAUGUAAUCCUCCUGUUGGUCAAGGUCCUGAUGGCAAUUGCUCUGAAGGUGGUAAACUUUGUUCUGAGACUGCUGGUGGUCUUCCUGAGUGCACUAAUGGUACUCUUAAAGAUGGUAAAUGUAUUCCUUCUGCUGAGAAACCUGAACCUAGACUUGAAAUAGGAUCUGAAGCUUUAUCUGAAGCUCUUGAACCUGGUGCUAAUUGUCCUGAAGCUACUUCUGGAGAAGGUAAUACUUGUCCAAAGGAGCCGAAAACACAUGUUACAUCAAACGAUCGGAAUAGCGAAGUGCCAGCUAAUGCUGCUGCGGAACGUGGUGUUUCCAGUGCAUUGAGCACAGUUGGCAGUGGACUGGGUUCUGGUGCUAAUAAUGGUGGUGGUUCGGGCCCUUCUUCUACUCAACCUACUAUAUCUCCUCCAUCUGCACCUAUUACCGUGACGACUAGGGAUGCAUCUUCAACUGUCCCUCAAGCUGAACAAAGCAGCGGCAGUACAACAGAAGUGAGUGGAGUUAACCAGGGAGGUGAUGCCGCACACAAUGCACCGUCUUCGAACAAUUCAGACACCGAGAGUGACAGUAAAACAGGUACUGGGAGUGAUACUACAGCGGCUGAGAAUGUCAGUAAACCUGCAGAGAGUGAAUCACCAAAUAACCAAGAAGGUGAUGUUGGUAAUACAGAUACAACAACACCCACCACCACCACCACCACAACAACAACAACAACAACACUUCCUCCUGAACUCACAAACAACAAGAAGGGUGAUGCAGACAGCAGCAGCAGUAUCAGCAGUUCUGUGUGGGUGCGUGUACCACUACUGAUUGUGGUUACACUGGCCUGUAUUCUUGUGUGCUGA